This is a messenger RNA of Hypomesus transpacificus, 1674 nucleotides long. It is a transcript of the gene bcl7ba, whose product is annotated as BAF chromatin remodeling complex subunit BCL7B a. NCBI's taxonomy places the organism in Eukaryota, Metazoa, Chordata, Actinopteri, Osmeriformes, Osmeridae. The record is from RefSeq and is a predicted model, not a curated record. The transcript is spliced from 6 exons. Bases 84 to 716 code for a protein of 210 amino acids.
GAGAUUCGGGGGCUGGACAGCUAGGCUAAACAUCCUGUCGGAAUAGCACCGGAGACGAAUUAAACUAAAACCAAGCAGCAAACAUGUCUGGACGCUCAGUUCGAGCGGAGACCCGAAGCCGCGCUAAAGAUGACAUGAAAAAGGUGAUGGCAGCCAUUGAGAGGGUCCGGAGAUGGGAGAAGAAAUGGGUUACUGUUGGGGACACGUCUUUGAGAAUAUUCAAGUGGGUACCUGUGGUAGACACCAAGGAAAAAGACAAAGUUGCAGCUGGUGUGGUCAGGGAUCUGAACAACUUCUCAGAUCCGAGCUCAGAUAACACACAUCUGUUGGACUUUAAUGAUGAGAACAGUAACCAGAGCUCGCUGUCCGACACAUACCAGCCAAAAAUAGACAGCAGCAGUAACUCCAGCCCCCUGCCCAGCGAGCCUUUGAGCCCAGUGCACGCCUCUGGCUUCCGCACUGACGACUCCCAGCCUCCCACGCUGGGCCAAGAGACCAUGGAGGGUGAGAAGACACACCGACACUUACACCUCGAUGAUCUCAUGAUUGCAAAGCCUUCCUUGACAUGUGAAUUAGCGGAUGGACCUCCAACACUGAUUAAAGAGGAUCUGUUGACCCUCACAACUCAGGAGGAAGAAGAAUGUUCAGGGGCUCCACCACUAAAGAGAGUGUGCUCCGAGCAUACUCCUGUCAUGCAGGUUUCAACCUUGAGAUAACACACAUUGCACUUAGAAUCAGGUUCAAAGUUCUAGUCAUUUCCGGCAUUGCAUUGAUUUACUCCAUGAAUCGAAGAGUCUCCCAUUGUUUUCAGGGAUUGAGUGGGCUCUAAUUCAUGGGUGAGUUUAUUAGUGACAUUGCUGAAGUGAUGAGACGUUGGUUUACAUGAGUAAACCCAACCUCGCUAUCUUAUGACAAGCAAGUUGCACGAUUAUCAUUCAAUUCUGUCUUCUGUCUUCUUUUGACGACUUAAAAAAACAAACAUUUAUGGACCAUAAGUACUGAGCUUAUAUUGAUACGUACAUUUUCAUUUGUUAUGACCUCGUUUUUGCCAUGAAAUGGUUUAAUGGUUAUUUUCCUUUGGCUAUUGUGCCUGAAUAGAUUGAAAACCAAAUCUAAAACCAAAUAGGCAUGGACUAUUCCAAGGGUAAAAGUGCAAUGAGGUAGACUAGAUCUCUCCUUUUUAUUUUCCUUGACAGGGAAAGUACUAUUGCUGUCAGGAAAAUUGUACUUUUUACAUAGAAGAAUGUGUUAUUUAUGUAAAUGUUGAGAUUGCAUCAAACUGCAAGUAAAUAUAGUGAGUUAUAAAGAAAUACUUACAAAAUAAGCCUUGGAUGGUGAUCUACAAAUGUUCUUGCAUUGGCUCUACUUGAGUGAAGUAUUUGACGUUUAAAUGACAAAAGUGGACUUUUGCAAAACCUUUUUUUUCCUACAAGGUUGUAAUUUCAAAUCCUAUUGCUUGCAUAAGCAUCCUGAAUAUAUUUAUGACAUCCUGAAUACAUUCCAGGCAAGUAGGCUAUAGCCAUUCUGUUUGUUGAAUGAGGAUACCUUUCUUUAGUGCUCUUAUGUAAUUAGAAUGUAUUCAUUUAGCAGACACCUUUUGUCUGGUCUUAUGUCUGGUAUUUAUCUCAAUGUAGUUAAAAGUAAAGAGAAAAUUAAAAUGUUGUUUUACAUCUC